Marchantia polymorpha subsp. ruderalis is the source of this 1053-nucleotide messenger RNA. The record is from the annotation of a GenBank genome assembly. Lineage: Eukaryota; Viridiplantae; Streptophyta; Marchantiopsida; Marchantiales; Marchantiaceae.
AUCCACAUCUAAGAUGCAUUCCUACUCUCUUCGGCUACCCAAUUUUUUUCCCCCUUUCUGGUUCUAAUUUCAUGUGCCAGGAAUAGAAGGAAAGUGGAUGAAGAUGAGCGAUUAGCAUACAUUAGCAUACGCGUCUUAAGCAAUUGCCUCAGCUGCUUCAAUUCUGACUGCUUAGUACGACUUGAUAAGGUUCAUGGCGGCAUCGAGGUGAGGUUUUCGGCCAGGCCCACCUCAAACAUUGCAACAGCGACCUGUGAAAUCCUGUUCGUCGACCGGGACAGAUAUGGACGAGGAAAUUCGAACGAUGUCGACUUUAUUGGGACAUGUCCUUCAGUGGUCCUGGUCCGUAGCCUGGGAGCCGGCCAUCUCGCUCGUUAUAAAAUAUCAUUGCUGUUGGGACCCAACAGAACGACGAGGAGGGCUGUGUGGAGGCAGUUGAUGGAGUCCUCGCAUGGCCCAACACAAUUGUGGUCAGCGUCAUUUUGUUUCUGUCCAGUCUGAGAAUUCAUGGUGACCACCAAAUCACCUCCGACGACGGAAAGGGAUCCACUUCCGCUUUGACGAUUGCUCCCAGCUGCCCAUGAUUUGGCAUGACCACUAAGGUGGACCAUUUUCCAAGUGCGUCAAGGGUUGCUCUCAAAAUCAAAAGUUCGUUGUCUUCUUUCGUAUCUGUCUAUCAGCUUCGGAGCAGAAGAUUGUACGCUACAGCUUCGAUCUGUGGAAAUUAUUCAAUUCAGGUCAUUGACUGGUUCUGCCAUCGUAAAAAACCUCUUGUUUUUGUAAACAUAAAUAAUGGAAAUGGAAAGCCAUGGAAAUAUUGGCUCCAUUUUUAUCCAUUUUUAAAAAAUUCUUUUGCACAAAUGUUUUUUAAGAGAUGCUUUAUAAGUACCUUGUAUAGCUUCUUCAAUUUGUUGAUUAAAAAGAACAUGCCAGCUGUUGUACAAAUAUAAGUACUAAUUAUUUUUCUAAGUUGGUAAUGUUCUUCUGUAGCUGGUCUUGAAUCUUGGAGAAGGCAAAGAGCUCAACUUCGUCGUGAGGACUUUUCAGUCGGAC